Molecule: messenger RNA, 813 nt
Organism: Suillus paluster
Lineage: Eukaryota; Fungi; Basidiomycota; Agaricomycetes; Boletales; Suillaceae
Exons: 10
Coding region: 1-813 (270 amino acids)
Source: RefSeq, a predicted model, not a curated record
AUGUGGAUGUGCUAUUUGUGUCUCCAUCUGAAGGUUUGGUCAACUCAGGCAAGACUUUUGGGUGAGGAAGUUGACCUUGCAUUUCUUGGCAGUCAAAAUAUCAUCAUCAAUGAGUGGCAAAUUGACCCCACCCUUCUCACACUCCUGGCUGAAACUUCAAGACCAAUGAACCCUCCAGUGUCAAAGAGAAAGGCUGUCUGCAUCUCAUUAGACUUAGACAAUGAAGGGGAUGCCAGCAGUGGCACCAUCAAAAAGUUACAAACAUUAGCAUUGUCUAGCACAGAAGUUCCUAGCAUAGUACCUGUGCAAGACAAUCAAUGGCAUACACAAAAACUUCCUCCCAAAUUCUCACAGGAAUGCUCAGUGCCUAUCAGCACUGCCACAAAGGAUUUCCAAGUGCUUACCAGUGCUAUUACAGAGGUACAUCAAAUCACCCUCAAUCAACAUUACACACAAAAACUUCCUCCCAAAUUCUUGCAGGAUCACCCAGUGCUUGCCAGCACUGGCAUGAACAACUCAAUGACCAUCACAGUGCUGGCGACAGAAGAGUACAACCACCAUCUCAUCAAGAAAAAGGGCCAGUCAGUCAUCCAGAAGAAGCCACAAGUGCUUCUACAUGUGCUGGGUGACAUAGAGCCCAAACUGAUGAGCAAAAUCACCAGAAAUGACUAUACCUCGCACAGAAACAGAAGAACCAGACAAAAAGGCCCCGAGAACUCACCUCUCAAUCACAAGAGGGGGUACUGCACAGAUGGUGUCAAGCAGUCCUCAAAGGCCACUGGCAAGGAACUACCUCCCUGGCCCCAGCCAUGA